This is a messenger RNA of Laetiporus sulphureus 93-53, 2029 nucleotides long. RefSeq lists its product as uncharacterized. Gene Ontology annotation, cellular component: Ino80 complex. The record is from RefSeq and is a predicted model, not a curated record. Lineage: Eukaryota; Fungi; Basidiomycota; Agaricomycetes; Polyporales; Laetiporaceae. Bases 119 to 1780 code for a protein of 553 amino acids. The transcript has 8 exons.
CAAUCGGGAGGGGGCGCGGGUCGGGGUCUGCCGUAAUUGUGGCCAAUCGCUGUGGCUGCCCACCGUGCCCUCCCCGCGUCUCUCAUCGCGUCCUCUCCUUCCCUCCCCUCUUCUCUUCAUGCCGUACCCUGGCCCCCAGCCGGCCCACAGGAAGACCUUUGCUGUCAAGCACGCCGACGGCGAGCCACUCACCCGGCUCGACCUCCAGUAUGACCUCCUCGAUUACAUAUUCUCCAACUCCCAGGCCGAAUUCACCGAUCCAUAUCCCACUCUGAGCGGCGAUCCCCCAGGAACAAAGGUCACCUUCCGUGACCUCUACGUUAAUUGUCUGCUCCAUUCCCCACAGUGCUCAAAGGCCUCGCGAGACAAAAUAUUAGAGUCCCCCGAGUUCGGCGUCGAAUUCGCCAAGAUGUCACUCCUUUCAAACGUUGGGCGUAUUAAUACCACCAUGGCCUUCUUCCCGGAGAUGCGCACUGCAUUAAGGACAUAUCAUCCUGUCCCUUCAUUGCAGAAGACAGAUGGAAAUCUCCAGGAUGCCCCCCGCAUCAAGAACAUUCUGAAAUCCUGUGCGCUGGAAAGUGAGACGCAGGGUAUCAUCAUGACCCCCCAGGACGUGCUAGCCCGAUCCCGGUCAGGGCAGGUGCCACCCACUAGCAUCGUCAACCUUAUAUUCACCUUCUCGCUCAACGCAGGAACAAUCGGGCGCUCGCAUUUCAGCCGCCAACGUCCAUACGACUUUAUCGACUUCUUCACUCCUCUCCACAUAUCGUCUGCGUCCCGCGCGCGCGCAUUCCUCUGGCUCUGCUACCACUAUCACGAGGCGCCGUCACCCAAUCCUUUUGCCGACGAGCAUGCGAAUGCUCACCAGAGUCAGAUCCCCCUACUUGUUGUGCUUUCUCCCGAGGAGGCUGCGCGCGAGAACGUCGACCCCCCUGAUGAGAAAGAGUGGGGAGCGCGGAUGACCUGUCAACGCAAGGAGUUCUUGGAGACCAAGGCCAGAGAAGAAGAGCAAGACUCGCUGGAAGGAGAGCGGGAACGACCUAAACCACGAGGAGCCGCGGCUCGCAAUAGGGCCAAGGGCAAAGCAAAGGCAAUCAAUCUGCCUGAGGCGCCAAACGUUCAAACCAGAGAUAGGGCAUUGUCUCCAUAUUUUGAAGGACAAAUAUACCUGCCUCAAUCGAGACAUGAUCAUCCAGCCAAUUCGCACUUCAGCGGUCCUUCAUCAGAGCACACGCCAAACUCGUACUAUGAUCUGUCACCCGCGCCAUCAAGACACCGUUCUCCAACUCCUUUACGGCUGUCCUCGCCUCGCCCUGAGCGUCUGCCUUCCAUUCCAGAGAUGCUGUCGGACCCCGCAGGAUACGUCGGAACUUAUGCUCCACGGCCUUCUCCGGAAUAUUCUUUCCAACCGCACAAUGGUAAGCUACCGCGCGCCUACUCGCGUAAACAUCGCCACUCGGUGUCACGCUACUCCCCAUAUCCUAUGGCUUCGUACGAUGCGCCUUACAUACCAUCACAAUACACCGUCCCUGCAUAUACCCCACCGAUCUACCCCACCAUCCCGGUAAACCGAGGCGUUCCCCGCCGCUCGAUGCUUGAACAGGCAUGGCACACCUCAAUGAACAGAGACCCUUUGCACUCCGACGACGAGUCUGCGGACGAAAACACUCGUCUCGAUUAUGUGCUACGGUUGCGCAUCAUCAGCCGUCUUCGGGGUAAAGAGCCGACGCCAGAUCCUGAAGACGAGCCCAUACCCCAUCACGUCCACAAUACACUAUGACAUUCCUUCGCAUGCCCACCAUAGCUACUAAUUUCAGAUGAUUCUUGUUUUGAUACCUGUAAUGUGCAGCAGCAGUGAUUCGAACACUAUUCCAUGUAGUCAAAAUUUCGCUGGAUUCCUUCGCCUAGCUAGGUCUUCCGCUGUAGCAUCCCGGACUUGCAUACAUAGUUUACACAUUCCUUGGUUAUACCUCUCGCAUGUACCGUUGAAUACUUCAAAGUCAUGGAAAGGACAAGUCCGUCAUCAGUC